Messenger RNA from Marasmius oreades (fairy-ring Marasmius), 1774 nucleotides. RefSeq lists its product as uncharacterized. The coding region runs from base 151 to 1482 and encodes 443 amino acids. Gene Ontology annotation, molecular function: DNA-binding transcription factor activity. The transcript has 7 exons. The record is from RefSeq and is a predicted model, not a curated record. Gene Ontology annotation, biological process: regulation of DNA-templated transcription. Lineage: Eukaryota; Fungi; Basidiomycota; Agaricomycetes; Agaricales; Marasmiaceae.
AUUGAAUUCUUUCUCUAUAGCUUUGGAGAAUCAUUGUUUGGUUAAUUUCCUCAACAUAGCUCUCGGCGAAAUGUCUUUAUAAGAAGAUCGUCCAACACCUUCCUCCCCCCGGUCUCUCAGUGAACAACCGCUUUUCUAAACUACUACUCAAUGAGCUGGCGUACUGAAAGCACAUCUCCCGUUUCCUCUCCUUCUCCUUCUCCCACGCUCGUCGACAACCUCCGCCUUUCCGCUGAUGACGAUGUGAAGUGUUGUGUCGAACUCGGCACAAAAGAAGUUUUCCGCGAUGUAGUUAAGGGUCGUAAAAGCUGGAAGACUCUCAAAGGCGGAGAGAUGGUUUGGCCUCCAGAACUAGAGGCCGCACUCCUCGAAGGGUUGUCCAGUUAUCAGCCAGAUGACUCUCGAGAAACCAGGCUUCUUGGUCGAUUCCCCAUGCGAAACAGGUAUAUCUCUGCAUAUAUCCUACAGAAGACGGGCAAACAUCGUACCGCGAAGCAAGUUGGAAGCCGUUUACAACAACUCCGGGAUACUUGUGGAACGAAAAAACUACAACACCUUCUGUCACCAUCAACCCGUAAGACCGGUAGUUCUCCGGCGUUGAAAACCUAUCAUUACGGUUCUCUCCAACGUUACGGCCUCUCUGUUGACUCUUCCUCCUCCAGCGACACGUCUUCCCCAAGUUCCCCCAUCUCUGACACUCCGGAGGCCAACUGGAGCCAGGCUGCUUCGCCAUCGGUCAUGUACAUUUGUAUCCUUCCGGAACAUUCAUACGAUGCGAGAUUGUCCAGCGAAAAUUCAUCGAGUAUAUCUUCUCUCGGCGCUGUGUCGCGACCUCGAUCUAUCCACACCAUCGAUCCCACCCUCGCAUUCACUUCCUAUUCCGUCCUUGACCGCUCUGCGCGAUCAGUUUUCGAAGUUUACCAUUCUCAGAAACACCUUGUUCACCGAGAGGAGUGUCCAUUGACCACUUCCCAAACCAUUUCCGGUGUGGAUGAAGAAGGCCGAUAUCUAUAUUCCACAUCCCUCAUUCCCGGUUACUGGGAGAUGAUAUGUAAUGACGCAGAUCCUACUCAAUACACCAUUGAACAUAAGGUGGUUCAAAACGUUACCGGAGUCUCCUCUUCCCUGUUCACAGCCGUUUACAAGUUUCGUUACCCUCUGGACGCUACGUUCCACCGUAACCGAAUCUCUUCUGCUACGGAUUUCUCCAUGAGCGCCGGGCCAUAUCACCAUGGUCUCCCUUUCGAAUGCGCUACCUCUUCCGAUAACUCUUUCGACAUUGCAAGCCUUUCAGCGGAUAUGGGGUACAAUAAUCCUGAGAUGGGACCCAUCUUCGCUACUUCCUGUUAUUCCAACGAAAGCGGAAGCGUCUCCCCACGAUCCGAGACCAGUCUUGGGUAUGACCGACGCGAUUCUGAUUCGCUUUCCCCUCCGCCGUCGUCAACUUGGUUUUACACUCAGUCCUCCCGGCCAAAUUACUAAUCGCUAUACUAUUCUCCCAUUCGAACGGUUGUAUGUAUUAUUAUUAUGGUAUUUUGUAUUUUAUAUACCUCUUUCAUAUUCGCUUUUGGUUCUGCGAUAUAUGACUUCCCUUAUACCAGCUAUUGCGGCCAAUUGUUGUUCUAUCACUCGGACAUUCAUCGGACCAAGCCCAUACCAUACUUUCCCCAAGUAGGGUACUUAAUCCUUCCCAUGUCUUCGUUUAGCAAUGACAUGCAUGUAAAACUUCGCGUAAUCCCCCCCAUAUUAUCGUUAUUCCUAUAUCAAAUCCCAG